Messenger RNA from Trypanosoma theileri, 453 nucleotides. RefSeq lists its product as uncharacterized. The record is from RefSeq and is a predicted model, not a curated record. The coding region runs from base 1 to 453 and encodes 150 amino acids. The transcript has a single exon. NCBI's taxonomy places the organism in Eukaryota, Euglenozoa, Kinetoplastea, Trypanosomatida, Trypanosomatidae.
AUGUUCCGUAUGACUUUCCGUUCCAUGGCACGCGCAAGUGUGCGCAAAGGAACACCGGCCAUGAAGGUCGCUCGUCCGUUGAAGGUGACACCUGCAGCCAAGGCCGCAGCUGCAACAACAACUGCAGCACCCGUGUCGAUUCUCAACGCCCCCGUCGCCCCGCCGCUCGUCGUGGAGCCACCGAGGAUGCCAUCGCUCGAUCUCCCUCCGGCGGUAAAGCCCAAGGCGAAGACGGCGGUGAAACCAAAGUCAACGGGAAAGAAGCUGACAAAGCCACAAGAGAAGCCAAAGGCAAAGGCAAAAGGAAAUGACAAGGUAAAGGCAAAGCUGCCCAAACUUGGCGCAUCGUCGCCGAUGAAGCUAAAGAAGACCAAGACCUCAAAGCCAAAGAAACCACUGAAGGUUAACACAAAUACAAAGGCGAAGAGCACAAAGCUUAUGAAGCGCAAGUAA